UAGAAACAUUGUUAAUCGGUAAUUCGAUUAGAUUACCAUAUGUUAAUGCUAACAUAUAAUUUUCUCGUAACUACAGUUUUCCUUACAUGCUCUGUUUUUCAUCAGGAUAUAACUGUACUUUCACAAGACCUGAAUUAUGAAAUGUCUGUGUAUUCCCCAUUCUCCAUGGUUAACCCGGGUGAAGAUUUUCCGGCGAUUUGUCAAAUAUCAGGUUUUGAUGCAAUCACCAUUGUUAACGAUCUGGACGUCAAAUGGUUCCACAACAAAAAACAAAUAACCACCUUGUGUCAACUGGAGGAUAUCUUCUCAUACAAGUAUGAAUGUAAUGAGAAUUCCAAGGGAAUGAAAAACAUCAGUUUUGUUCUCUAUGUAGGAAAUGUUGAAAAGUCCGAUGAAGGAAACUUAACUUGCUUGUGAGUUGUCAAAAGAAAUCAAAGAAAAUGGGAAAUGGGUGAGGAAUGAUCUUAUGGAAGUCGAUUCUGUUUCCUUUAAAGUGAGAGGUACAUGUAUUUAUCUUUUUAAUCUUUUAAUUUGUUAUGUUAAACUCGUAUUUUAUUAACAUCCUUAAGUAAGAGGUUUAAUGAAUGAUCUGUAAGCAUCUUAUCUUAGAUCCGAAGAGUUUGGUUAACGAAGAUGACUGUUUGAUUGUAUGUUGUUUAACGUCGUUCUCGAGAACGUUUUACUCAUAUGAUGACUGUACCACUUGCCGGUGGAGAGCUGCAAAUUUUGUCCUAAACUCGACAGUUUCGGCCAUUGAGAUAUGACGGAUCUCAUUCGUGCCAGCA
This is a messenger RNA of Saccostrea cuccullata (small rock oyster), 785 nucleotides long. RefSeq lists its product as uncharacterized. The coding region runs from base 40 to 417 and encodes 125 amino acids. The record is from RefSeq and is a predicted model, not a curated record. Lineage: Eukaryota; Metazoa; Mollusca; Bivalvia; Ostreida; Ostreidae. The transcript has 3 exons.